CCCCCCCCCCCCUUCCCCUUCCCCUUGGCGUUCCCUGGGAUUAAUCGCUAUUUCUCUGUGACUGCUGGAUGGAGCCGGGCGGUCGGAGGCAGACCGUCAGGAUGGUGGAGCCGAUGCCCAGUUACAGCGAGGUGCUGGUUAAAAGCUUCACCUGCAUGAACAAUGCGAUCGCGGAGUGCAAGGACUGCGGCUUGGAGCUGUCUAAACGGACGCUGCUGGCAAACGCCUCUCUCUCGGCCACCGAGGGGCUCAUGUUCCUGCUCUGCGCUGCAGGGUGGACGCUGCUCCGGAAGGCUGCUUCUCGCUAUCUCUUUCAGCCGUUCGCCCAGUGGUGCGAUCUCCAACCCAGGGAUGCAGCCAAGAUGCCGGAGAGUAUGUGGAAGCUGAUUUUCUACACCGCCUCUUGGUCCUACACCUCCUACCUGCUCUUCUUCACAGACUAUCCUUUCUUCCACGACCCACCAUCCGUGUUCUACGAGUGGAGACCAACAAAUGAGGUCCCGAAAGACAUGGCGAUUGCUUACCUGGUCCAGUGCAGCUUCUAUGGGCAUGCCAUCUAUGCCACCAUCUAUAUGGAUGCCUGGAGAAAGGACUCUGUGGUGAUGUUGGUCCAUCAUGUGAUAACCCUGGCCCUUAUUGCCUUCUCCUAUGCCUUCAGGUAUCACAACGUUGGAAUCCUGGUUCUCUUCCUACACGAUGUCAAUGACAUUUUGCUUGAAUUCACAAAACUCAAUGUUUACUUCAAGAACAGAGCUGGGGUCUACCACCGACUGAACGAUGUGGUUUCCAACAUCGGAUGCUGCUCCUUUGCUGUGAGCUGGUUCUGGUUUCGACUUUACUGGUUCCCCCUCAAAGUGCUGUACGCCACCUGUUACUCCAGCCUCCAGUCUGUUCCCAAUAUCCCUUUUUACUUUUUCUUCAACAUUCUGCUGCUUGCUCUCACUCUGAUGAAUAUAUAUUGGUUUCUGUACAUCCUGCUGCUGGUGCUGAAGGUCCUGACCGGCCGAGUGGCGGAGGUGAACGACGCGCGGGAGUACGACGUGGAGGACACCAGCAGGCCCGCGGAGGACAAGGAAUAUGACCACCCCAGGAACUCCGCCAAGGAUGGAUGGCACCAGAGGAACGGGAUCAUCAAGGAUAAAUGGUUAUAAUGCCGUGCCCAGACCAGUGGACAUUAUCAUCAUCACCUCGUUUACAAGGACUUCUGCAUCCGGAUUAGGAAAGGACGUCUGGUCCCCGCCCGUCCAGGAGUUUCUCGAUUGAGAUUGAAAACUGGGAGGGAGGGGUGCAGGUUGGGGAAAGCUGCACUGAUUUUAAUCUCUGGGUUACCCUUGGCCUGUUUGCAAACAGUACUGUUCUCCCUUGCCUUCAUGCACCUGCAGUAUAACUACACUGAGCCAUUUCUCCAUGCGCUAGGUCUGAGCUCGCAACGAUUCCCCGACCCAGACUUCCCUCAGUUGAACCUGUCUGGAGUUUUGUCCUUGGGGAGGGAGGGGAGGGGAGAGGGGGUUUCACUUAACGUUCCCCCUGCAAAGUCCCAGGGCCACCAAGGGGUCGGGAGGUCUCCCACUGCCUCCUUGCGUCACGCACCUCCUGCCGAGAUUGCUGGCUGAUACAACCCUGGAAAUUCCCCCCCCCCCCCC
Messenger RNA from Leucoraja erinaceus (little skate), 1643 nucleotides. RefSeq names its product ceramide synthase 1 (gene cers1). The transcript is spliced from 7 exons. Gene Ontology annotation, molecular function: sphingosine N-acyltransferase activity. The coding region runs from base 69 to 1151 and encodes 360 amino acids. NCBI's taxonomy places the organism in Eukaryota, Metazoa, Chordata, Chondrichthyes, Rajiformes, Rajidae. Gene Ontology annotation, biological process: ceramide biosynthetic process. The record is from RefSeq and is a predicted model, not a curated record. Gene Ontology annotation, cellular component: membrane.